Molecule: messenger RNA, 411 nt
Organism: Paramecium sonneborni
Lineage: Eukaryota; Ciliophora; Oligohymenophorea; Peniculida; Parameciidae
Source: the annotation of a GenBank genome assembly
AUGUUUUGCUUUAUAAAAUUAACGCAGAGAGCCAAAAGAAAGUUAUCAAUAGGUAUUUUGCUAUAAUAAAAAUCAGAUUUUUAAAUAUAGGGUACUUUACCUAAAAUAUAAAUGAUAAGAUCUAGGGCAUCUACUUCCAACAAAUAUCUUAAUAAAAAAAAAUCAGUUACACAGCCUCUAAAAUAUAAUUAAAAAUCACCAAAAACUGUUUUCAAACCUAUUACUAAUGAUUUCCAGUUCUUUAAAUUGUAAACCUCUGAAAAAAGACCAUAAGAAGCAAAAUAUUUUUAGGGUACACCCAAAAAAUAAUUAAUAAAAUUGCCUAGCCUGGAAUUCAGCGUUUCUGGAUUUGAAACUACAGAUGUAGAAAAGGAAGAUUUGUUUCUGUUUGCAUAUGCAAAAUAAUAAUGA